AUGGUUGGCCGCAAGAAGGCCUGCUGGAACAUCAGAGAUAUUGCCAUGUGGGCCAAUCCCAAGGACGUCUUUGCCACCCUGAAGCCUCCGGCCAUGCGCUUCACCAAGGAGGGCUGGGACACGGGUAUACCCUCCCUCUGCGGCAUGCGGGACCUGAUGAAGGACCUGCUCUCAGGGGCAAGCACAAGCCAAGGCAGGCAUCAUGCAACAAACCACUGGCGUGUGGGCAACAUCCUGCAGCACUACAACAGUGGCGUGCACUCUAAAUGCCUCUACGCCAAGAAGGAGCAGGGGCGCAGCAGGCUGCCUGUGCUCCGCUCCAUGCUGCACCAGCACGGCACACUUCUUGCGUGUCUCUGUCUUACAGACAGUGUUCUCCUGCCCGGCUUCUUUGAGGCACUGCUGCACAUGCUGCUGUACGCCUACAAGGGCACCAAGCACUGCAGCAGCCUGCCAGUGUCCCUCAUUGCUGGCCUCUUGGCCUCUAAUGCCAUCACACCCAUUGAGGGCGGCAGCUUCAGUGCUGAGGCCUACGCCGCUGGAGGCUGGGUGGGCGGGCGCCCCAACAGUGCGGCCAACAUUGCCUGCUGGCACGCUGGCCCUGGGCAGGCAGGCAGUGUUGGCUGUGUUGGCACGCUGACCGUCAAUGGGCCAGCCCCUAAGACAUUGUUGUUCAAGAACUACCGGCUCAGCUACAGCGGCAUGCAGCUGACCAGUAUCAAGCUGACCAACGUCAAGACAGCUGGCGUGCCUGUGCUGCCCUCCUAG
Molecule: messenger RNA, 768 nt
Organism: Tilletiopsis washingtonensis
Lineage: Eukaryota; Fungi; Basidiomycota; Exobasidiomycetes; Entylomatales
Exons: 4
Coding region: 1-768 (255 amino acids)
Source: RefSeq, a predicted model, not a curated record